Cladophialophora bantiana CBS 173.52 is the source of this 267-nucleotide messenger RNA. RefSeq lists its product as uncharacterized. Bases 1 to 267 code for a protein of 88 amino acids. NCBI's taxonomy places the organism in Eukaryota, Fungi, Ascomycota, Eurotiomycetes, Chaetothyriales, Herpotrichiellaceae. The transcript has a single exon. The record is from RefSeq and is a predicted model, not a curated record.
AUGGCUGGUCUCAAAAUUACCCUCGACAACUGCGUCUCAAUCGAAUCCGAAAUGCCUGAUGCCAACUGGAUUAUCGAGCGGAUGCCUUCCAAGCGUGUCAUUUCGUGUCUGGUUGCGUUGUCUGACGUCACCUACAUAAUCCUUAAGUUCAGCCAUGUAACGGAUCUAAAUCAUAAUGCAGUCCCAUAUCACCCGGACAAGCCUCCCGACAACCGAAUAGCAGUGAUGGCUAACACAACAGUCAAUCAAGGCAACACGGGUGCUUGA